This is a messenger RNA of Penicillium cosmopolitanum, 1143 nucleotides long. RefSeq lists its product as uncharacterized. The record is from RefSeq and is a predicted model, not a curated record. The coding region runs from base 1 to 1143 and encodes 380 amino acids. Lineage: Eukaryota; Fungi; Ascomycota; Eurotiomycetes; Eurotiales; Aspergillaceae. The transcript is spliced from 3 exons. Gene Ontology annotation, molecular function: oxidoreductase activity.
AUGGAAACCAAAACAAUGAAAGCAAUUGGAGUUGCCAAGUAUGGCUCAGUCGACAAUCUCGAGUCCCGCGACGUUCCGCGACCGGGGAAGCCCCAAAGGAAUGGACGUUCUUGUGCAGUGAGUAUUCUCAUUCUAUGUACCGUUACAUUAAUUCUGACGUCACUUAGAGUCAAGGCCUGUUCUGUGAAUCCUAUCGACACGAAAGUUCGCAAAGGGACUUAUGAUGACGCUCCAGGUAAUGAUCCUGUUCCCUUCGUUUUUGGACUUUCAUACUUAUCGAAUAAAGACUACUAUAAGUUUGUGCCGAAGGAUUUCCAUAUCAUUGGAUUUGACGGUGCCGGAACUGUUUUGGAGGUUGGGCCUCAGUGUACGAAUUUCAAGCCUGGCGAUGAUAUUUUUUACGUUGCCUCCACUACUCGCCAAGGCAGUGCUGCAGAGUAUCUUCUCGUUGAUGAACGUCACUGUGCCGAGAAGCCGAAGUCGCUUGACUUCGUGGAAGCCGCUAGUAUGGGCCUGACCUUCGGUACGGCAUACCAGUCUCUUGUUGACAGGCUGGAGAUUAAGCAGAACGAAAAUGUUGGUAUUUUGAUUAUCAAUGGCGGAGGCGGAGUUGGAAGCGCUGCUAUCCAAAUCGCCAGGAAAGUUUUGCAACUUCCCGUGGUUAUUGCAACUGCAUCCCGACCUGAGACCAUGGAGUCAUGCAGGAAAAUGGGUGCCACCCAUGUUGUGAAUCAUAAGGUGGAUCUUGAGUCCCAAAUCAAAGCCUUGAAUCUGGAUGUCCCAAUCAGGUACGUCUAUGUGGUCGCAAGGACAGAGCAAUAUAUCUACGCCCUGGGCAAAAUUUGUGCACCCUUCGCCAAAGUUUGCUCAAUCGUGCAAGCCAAGUUCGAUCUCUAUGGGACCGAUUUUAUGUCAAAGUCAAUGACAUUCUCGUGGGACUGGUUAGGCUCAUCAGCCUAUCAUCGCACCAAUGUGGAGAACUAUCAGCGAAUCUUUAGGGCCUUGGCCCGUUAUAUAGAUGAGGGAAAGGUGGUACCAAACCUCAACAGACGUCUUAAGUUGAACCUUGCUGGGCUGAAGGAAGCUCAUCAGCUUAUUGAGUCCGCAACCACUGUGGGAAAACUUGCUCUAGGGGGUGGAUGA